CUAGAAUGCCAUGCAUGUGCAAUGACUGCAGGAAGGAGAGAAUUUGAGCAUUUUUGCAACGUGAAUUGAGCAGGAGGAGGGACUGACAUUGCCUUUUGGGUGGUCAUGACAUGCAGUCAGAAGAGUUGUUCUGCUUCAUCUGUGUCUGUAGUUCAGCAGGAAAGACUCAUGCCAGGGAUUGCAGCCUCCGUUAUGUAAAAAGUGAAAGUUUUAACCGUGCAAACUAGUUCUAUUGAUGCCUAAGGCAACAACAAAAUCGUCCUUCUUGCAUAGGCACAGCCACAUGCAGCUGGCACUGUGAGGUGGUUAUAUUAGUUAGCAACACCGAGAAAAGCCCAAACAUGGAACUUUUUUGCUUGGAAAAGGACGCAAUCAUGCGAGCUCAGAGAGAUCCCAACAUCUUCUGCGAUGAAAGAGUACUGCAAAGUCUUUUAACGGUGGAGGACAGAUAUGUUCCGCAGAGACCCUAUUUUAAAUGUGUCCAGAAGGAAAUUCAGCCUUUUAUGAGGCGGAUGGUCGCGACGUGGAUGCUGGAGGUUUGUGAAGAGGAGAAAUGUGAAGAGGAUGUCUUUCCCUUGGCUAUGAACUACCUGGACAGAUUUUUAGCUGCAGUUCCUACAAGAAAAUGUUAUUUGCAGCUCUUAGGGGCCGUGUGUCUCUUCCUGGCUUCAAAAUUAAAAGCAUGCCAACCGCUGUCGGCCAGGAAGCUCUGCAUGUACACCGACAACUCCAUUACAUCUCAACAACUGCUGGAGUGGGAGUUGGUGGUUCUUAGUAAAUUGAAAUGGAACCUGGCUGCCAUCACCCCACUUGACUUUAUUGAACACAUCCUGCACAAACUGCCCUUUCCCGAAGACAGACUGACACUGAUCCGCAAACACGCGCAAACCUUCAUCGCCCUCUGUGCAACAGAUCACAGCUUCACCAUGUACCCUCCCUCCAUGAUCGCUACAGGAUGUGUGGGGGCAGCAGUAUGUGGCCUCCAGCCUGACCAGAGCAAUCAGAAUCUGUGGGGGGACAAUCUGACGGAGCUGCUGGCUAAAAUCACCCACACUGAGGUGGACUGUCUGAAAUCAUGUCAAGAGCAGAUCGAGCAGUUACUGACCAGCAGCCUGAAAGAAAGUCAACAACAGCAACAGGAGGGCAGAGUCAGCAACAAAGGGACGCAAUCUCAAAACCUGUCCUGCACCCCUACAGAUGUCCGUGAUGUUAACUUAUGAUGUCGGUUCCUGUUCCUAUUCACCUCCUUAGCCUACAAAACAUUCAGUUAUCAUUAUAUUACUGUAUGUAAAUUGAAUUUCAAAGCCACAUUAGAUGGUUAUACGCGCAUAGUAUAUGAACGCAAGCUUGAUAUUUUAUAACGGAGCAAAACAGCUGCUGCUGCCGUCUCAUAUCCGCAGGCGGUGGCGUUUUACAUACUUGAAAUUUAAUUGAAUUGGCCUCAUACCAUGAUUGAAUAAUGCAGUAUGUUGUAUAUUAUUUAACAAAGAGCACACAUCUGUUUUGGCUAUCAUAUGCAACUG
Molecule: messenger RNA, 1523 nt
Organism: Sinocyclocheilus grahami
Lineage: Eukaryota; Metazoa; Chordata; Actinopteri; Cypriniformes; Cyprinidae
Product: G1/S-specific cyclin-D2-like
Exons: 5
Coding region: 342-1220 (292 amino acids)
Source: RefSeq, a predicted model, not a curated record